GAUCUCCACUGAUCCAGUAAGAUUUCUGGACAAUUUACUUGGUGAGAGUAUGAUCCAUUGACCCACAGAGAAAAGCAGCUGUAGCCUAUUAAAGACAUUGCUUGGUAGCAACAUAGGAAGCAGAGUAGACUGCAGCGUCUGACAAGACUGGGAGUGGAUGUCUAAGCAAACACAAAGCUGUGCGCAUCUGUGAGUAAACAGCAGUGGCAUUCCUCUAUUUACAUCUGCACAUUGUUUUGGGUGCGCAUCUAUUUCACAAAACAAGCACAUUCAAGGUGUCAGAGUCUUCUGGUCUGGGGCAACAUGACUUUUGCAGAACUUUUAGAGCAGGUCGGCAGUAUGGGCCGUUUCCAAAGUAUCCAUGUCACAUUACUGGUCCUGCCAAUAUUACUGAUGGCCAGCCACAACAUCCUGCAGAACUUUACCGCUGCUACCCCUGGGCACCACUGCCAUAUUGCCAUUGUUGCUAACUACACUUGUGAUGACAACUUUACUGACCUCCUGUAUUGCCAGGAGCUCCUCAAGAUCUCCAUCCCUGUGGAUGGGAACCAGCAGCCGGAGAAGUGUCUCCGCUUCAUCUCCGCUCAGUGGCAGCUCCUAGACCCAAAUGCCACAACAACCAAUGGGACCGAGAUGGACACCGAGCCCUGUAUGGAUGGAUGGAUAUAUGACAAGAGUGUUUUCACCUCCACCAUCAUCACCGAGUGGGAUCUGGUGUGUGGCUCACGGACAUUGAAACAGAUGGCUCAGUCGAUCUAUAUGGCGGGAGUCCUGGUGGGAGCGAUUGUGUUUGGAAGUCUCUCUGACAAGUUUGGACGGAAGUCACUCUUGAUCUGGUCCUGUCUGCAAAUGGCCAUCACCGGCUCUUGCGCUGCUUUCUCAUCAAACUUUGCCAUGUACUGCGUUUUCCGCUUCCUGACUGGGAUGGCUCUGUCGGGGAUCAACCUCAACUGCGUGUCCCUCUCUGUGGAGUGGGCCCCCACUAAACUCCGGGCAGCAGUUGGCAUGGUGACAGGAUAUAGUUACAGCAUCGGGCAGUUCAUUCUGGCUGGGCUAGCCUAUGUCAUCCCAGAUUGGCGCUGGCUGCAGCUGGCUGUUUCGGUGCCCUAUUUCAUCUUCUUCUUCUACGGCUGGUGGUUCACAGAGUCGGCCCGCUGGCUUGCAACAGCUGGCAAACUGAACCAGGCAUUAAAGGAGCUGCAGAAAGUGGCACAAAUAAAUGGGCGAAAGGAAGAAGGGGACAAACUCAGCGUAGAGGACUUGAGAGCCAGCCUGCAAAAAGAAAUGUCCGCAGCCAAGUCCACCCACACAGCUGCCGAUCUGGUGCGCACACCGUCUGUACGCAGGGUAUCCUGGUGCCUGUGCUUCGUAUGGUUCUCCACCAGUUUUGCCUAUUAUGGGCUGGCCAUGGACCUGCAGAAUUUUGGGGUCAGCAUUUACCUCAUCCAGGUGGUAUAUGGAGCUGUCGACAUCCCUGCAAAGCUGAUUGGUUUCUUCAUGAUCAGUUUCAUUGGCCGGAGAGUCACCCAGGCUUCUGCUCUCAUCCUAGCAGGGCUUGCAAUCCUGGCCAACAUAUUUGUGCCACAAGAUCUGCAGACCCUGCGCACUCUUUUGGCUGUGUUUGGAAAGGGCUGCCUGGCUGCCUCAUUCAACUGUGCCUUCCUCUAUACAGGAGAGCUCUACCCCACCGUGAUUAGACAGACCGGAAUGGGGUUUGUGAACACCCUGGCUCGGGUGGGCGGCAUAGUGGCCCCGCUUGUGCAAAUGACCAGUGAGUACUUACCCUCCCUGCCGCUGAUCAUCUAUGGAGCUGCCCCUGUUGUAUCCGGCAUCGCCACCUGCUUCCUACCUGAGACCCGUAACAUGCCGUUGCCAGACACCAUAGAGGACAUCGAGAGGCAGAGAAGGUCCAGAGUGAUUACAGAUGUAGGACGGGAAGACAAGGUUCCGCUGAAAGCUUCCAGAUUGGAACCGCUCAAGGAAAUCAUUUGAGAGGAGAAACUAAACAGACUCUAGGUCUUGAUACCAAUUAGUCAGAUUAAAAUCAAACACGCCCGCAUGCUUUACUUGCUCAGGAUCAGAGAUUGCUUCUGUGCAAGGGGUAUUCAUGAGAUGUUAUGUCAGCCUUUUGUAUCCACUUUCAGAGAAGCUAAUAAAGUCAACUGUGCCUCCAAAGGUACAAGCCAUGGUUGCCAACAUGAGGCGGAGGUGUGAGACUGGACACAGCGUUGGGCGGGGAGUCACACAACCUGGAUUCUGAUCCUGGCUCAACCAUUGACACUGGACUUAUGUCUAUUGCUUUUCCCACCGCAAAACCAGUGUGACCAAACUGCACUGAUCCAGUUGGGUCCCAAAUAACUGUGUCUAUUUAAUAGGGCUAGCCAGAAAACAGGAAUUCUGUUUAGCACAAUAAUUUCAGAGGUUUCAUAUCAGAACAAAACCAAGACCUUUCAAAACGUUUCAUGAAAACAGAGCGCUCCAUCCCAGAAGAGCCAAUAGCUCAGGCAAAGUAGCAACCUAAACCUUGUUCUUCUGCACCCCAACCAAGUUCCCUAACAACCAGGAUAGCAAGUCAGCCCUUCUCACACUCUGCAGGGACUUGAACCUGAUUCUUCAUCACAGAAUUUUUCUGCUGCUGUUCCAGGACACCACUGCCAGAUUCGUGUAGCUGCCAACAGCACGGGUGGUACAAACGUGACUCAAAGACUGAGCACCAA
This is a messenger RNA of Chelonia mydas (Green sea turtle), 2717 nucleotides long. RefSeq names its product solute carrier family 22 member 6-B. The record is from RefSeq and is a predicted model, not a curated record. Lineage: Eukaryota; Metazoa; Chordata; Testudines; Cheloniidae. Gene Ontology annotation, biological process: transmembrane transport. Gene Ontology annotation, molecular function: transmembrane transporter activity. Gene Ontology annotation, cellular component: membrane. Bases 304 to 1992 code for a protein of 562 amino acids. The transcript has 12 exons.